AAACCAUCGUAAUUUGCCCAUCCGGAGACAAUCCGGACAUUAUCCCGCACCCCGAGCGCAGGCGAAGUAAUCCAUUCAUCACUCUCUCCCCCGUGCCCUUGUUCGGUGCCUGUUGGCCAUUGAUUGGUCGGGUCUGAGCGGACUGGCCGGCAGGGGAGGGGAGGGGGGAAGUGCGGCCGUGCGCAUGCGUGGUGCCACAGCAGGGGGUGCCGGUGUCAACAGGCGGUGGCGGGAGCGCCGGGCGGCGAGCCGAGCCGAGCCGAGCCGAGCCGAGGGGAGGUGUUGGCCGGCGGCUGCCAUGAAAGUGCUCGGCUGAGAUUGUGAUACUUAAUGCAAGACUGCAAUGACAAGUCAGAGUGGUAGCCAUGCAGAAAGAGCAGUUUCUAUGUCGUCAACGCCAAAAGUGCAGGUUCAGCGCUCUGUUUCCAGAGAGACCAUCACCAUACACUUUUCUGCCUUUGGUAAGGAAGAGGAGGAGGAAGAGGAAGAAGAAUUUGAAGAUUCCUCAACAAUACUUCAUGGAGAGGUGAAAGACCAAAGUUUUGUGCCAGAACUUAAAGAGAAAGAGAGUGCAUGUAAACAUGGCGGCCAACUUUUAUCAGAGCCUGCUACCUCAUCAAAUUCAUCCACAAUAUCUGCUGCGGUUACAUUUUCCAUUCCAUCUUCAGCAUCGACAAUGACUUCUCCAGAAUCAUUAGAAACAUCGGUGACAUUGCCAUCUGCAUCAGUUACCACUACUGCGUUGCCAUUGCCCUCAUUAUUGGGCCAACCAUUGGAUUCCACAAGUUUGUCUUCAGAGGUGAGAACUACAGUUUCAGCCUCAGGAUCUGAUUCCCCAUCUAAACCUGUUGUGCCAUCCACUGUCCCUUCAUCUUCCAUGACGAGCACAAAACCAUUCGCAAGUUUGGUAAAAUCUCUUUCAACAGAAGUAGAACCAAAAGAAUCCAGUACCCCUUUAAGGACAAGGGACUUAAUGAAAACACUAGUUAAAUCUCUGUCAACAGACACAUCAAAACAAGAAUCUGACUCUGUUCCAAUUAGGACCUCUGAUUCUCGGAUAAACUUGCAUCUAUUCAAACAGUUUACUCAACCUCGAGUCACUGGAGGAGAUUCUAAGACUGCACCUUCUUCUCCAAUCACCUCUCCAUCAGAAGGUAGGUCAUUUUUUAAAGUAACUGAAGUAGAGGCAAGAAUUGAAGACACUAAAAGACGUCUUUCAGAGGUUAUUUAUGAACCUUUGCAACUUUUAAGCAAGAUAAUUGGUGAUGAGAGUAGUAGUCUUCGACAUAAGGCCUUAUCUUCUAGUGCAACAGAACUUUCCACUCUUACUAGUUUAAAUGGACACUUGGAAACCAACAACAACUACAGCAUUAAAGAGGAAGAAUGUGAUUCUGAUGAGGACUACUCAACAAAAGAUUCAAUUCCAAAUAAAAGUAGUUCUAAACUCACUGAUGAGCCAUCAAAAGAGGGGGACAUGAAAAGCUCAUCUUUGGGGUCCACGAAGGAAAUUUUUUUGAAGGGAUCUCCCCUAAGUUUAGAUAAGUGCUCUCUAUCUGUACUUGCCAGCAAAGAAGAAAAUGACUACUGUGAAUUGUAUCUUGAAGAACUUGAGAUGGAAACUGAAGAAGAGAUUGUGGAUAAACCUGUAGAACCCUUAAUUGGAAAAGAAGCAAUUGAGGAAGAAAGUGAAAUAUUAGGGCAAGAUGGAAGAGAUUCUGAAGUUCAGCCUGCUGAAGUUCCAUUUAAGACUUUGUUAUUCCUUACAACGCUUGUAUAUUCGUAUUUAGUGCUGCCUCUUUCAAGUUAUUUAAAUGGGCUAUUUCUAGGCAUUGGCUUUGGAUUUAUGAUGGCCAUUGGUGUUGUUUGGCUGUUAGUACCAAGAAAGUCGAGGGACUAUCAACAGUCUCUGAGAAGGAUCUACUUUGAACAUCUAACUACAGAACCCUUGGAUAUAAAGGAGCCAGAAAUAUUUAAGGGAUGGAUGAAUGAAAUCUACAACUAUGAUCCUGAAACCUACCAUGCAACACUGACACAUUCUAUCUACAUUCGUCUUGAAGGAGCUGUACUAAGGCUUUCAAAGCCAAAUAAAAAUAUAUCUCGAAGAGCUUCAUUCAAUGAGGCCAAACCUGAAGUCACGUACAUCAGUCAGAAGAUUUAUGAUUUAUCAGAGAGCAAGGUACACUUAGUUCCAAAAGAUCUGGCUAGGAAAAGAAUAUGGAAUAAAAAAUACCCAAUUUGCAUUGAACUUGCCAGACAAGAUGAUUUUAUGUCAAAGGCCCAAACAGAAAGAGAAAAUGCAGAGGAAAGGUUAUCUGCUGAUAAAGUUGAAACUGCACUUGAGGAAACGAAGAAGUCAUCUGGUUCACAAGAUUCUGCAAAGCCAAUUUGCCAGAAGGACCAAAUUCUGUACCUCUUUGGAAGGACUGGUAGAGAAAAAGAGGAAUGGUUCAGGAGAUUCAUUUCAGCCUCAAAAUCAAAAAUUGAUGCUAAACGACCAGCCAAUCUCGGAGGAGGUGGUGGUAUACCAGGUUUUGUGCCAUCACACAGUAGAAACAAUAGCCAAUCCGGAAUGUUGACACAUAGUCGCAACAGCAGUAAAGGAAGUGUUGAAGAAAUUGUGUCACAUCCCAAACAGAAAGAUCUCAUAUCUGGUGUGCGUCAGAAAAUGUUUCUGGACUAUGCUGUAUAUAUGGCAAAGUACAUUCCUGAAGAAAUUUCCAGUCCUAACUCUAGUCCUAUCCACAGUGCAGAAGGUAGCCCCACCGCUAAGUUGCCAACCAGUCAGAAUGAGGACACAGAACAACGAGUGGCUUGGGUCAAUGCAUUGCUUGGGCGAAUCUUCUGGGACUUCUUGGGUGAAAAAUACUGGUCUAACUUGGUGUCUCGGAAGAUCCAGAUGAAACUCAGCAAAAUUAGGCUGCCAUAUUUUAUGAAUGAGCUGACCUUGACUGAACUUGAUAUGGGAGUUGCUAUGCCAAGAAUAUGUCAAGCUUCAAAACCUUGUGUUAAUUACCAGGGACUGUGGAUUGAUCUGGAGAUUUCUUACAAUGGUUCAUUUUUAAUGACCUUGGAAACUAAAAUGAAUCUGACCAAAUUGGGAAAGGAAUCCUUGGGAGAAGGAUAUAAAGUAGGCGAUAUUGGCAAAGAAGGGAGCAGACCAAAAGCCUACUGUCUCGCUGAUAGUGAUGAGGAGUCCUCAAGUGCUGGAUCAUCAGAUGAAGAAGAUGCGCAAGAGAUGUUAGGAGGGGACAAAAUGCUUCCAGCAGCAGCAGAAGGAUACAUGGGAGUACAUCGACCAAGCAAGAUUAUGAGACUUGUGGAUAAAAUUACAAAGUCAAAGUACUUUCAGAAAGCCACCGAAACGGAAUUUAUUAAGAAGAAAAUUGAAGAGGUCUCAAAUACUCCAUUACUGUUAACAGUAGAGGUUCAAGAGUGCAAAGGAACACUAGCUGUGAAUAUUCCACCACCACCUACUGACAGAAUAUGGUAUGGUUUUCGAACGCCACCACACCUGGAGUUAAAAGCACGUCCCAAGUUGGGUGAACGUGAGGUUACUAUAGCACAUGUAACUGACUGGAUCGAAAAGAAACUUGAACAAGAAUUCCAGAAAAUUUUUGUUAUGCCAAAUAUGGAUGAUGUGUAUGUUCCAAUAAUGCAUUCAGCCAUGGACCCACGUUCAUCCACAGUGUGGCCUUCAAGGGAGACACGGACAGAGUUUGCUGAGCGACAGUGAUGUAUGGAGCGUUUGUUUACAGUAUUAUGAAGUUGCUGUUCAUGUGCUUUCAGCUGUGCUGUCUGUCUUUUGGAACCAUUCGUGCCACUAUAGUUUCCGGGAAUACUUGCGACCUGUUGUACUCAGUAUGUGCAGUUUGCUAAGUGUGUGACUUCUUUCUGUGUGUUGUCAACAGCUUAUAUUGUUAUACCCUGUUUAUUUCUUGGCCAUUCCAAGAAAAUAAAAGCCUCAACGUAUAUAGAGAGACUAUAUGUAACUGUACUUGUAAAUGACUUUUUGGCAUGAAAUGCUUCAGUUUAGUGAGGUUCUCAUAGGCCUGAGAGAGGAUUUCCAGACAUGUGAUUGUAUGGUUGCCUGAGGUAACCUUGAUGCAGCUGCAGAAAUGAUGCAUGAAUGCUUUAUUGAGAUUGAGUAUUUAUAAAGUACAGUAUAAUGCAUCACUAAAAUGACAAAGCCAGUCUGUAAUUGCUAAUUUUACAUUAACCACCACAAAGCAAUGAGAAAUUAUCAUUAGAAUUGUAUUUGCAACUGCAUCCUCUUUUACAGAAGGGUUCUGCAGCCCUGCACACAGUUGGUAAGUAUGCAGCUGUGAGAAAGAUCAAUUUCCCCCCCCAUUAUAUCUGGAUGACAGUUUAUCAAUUGUGUGGGAAAUUCCUUUGAUAUUUGUCUAUAAAAUGUGAAGUGCUAAUCAGAUGCACACUAUAAAUUGAUAUAUCCCUAUUACCCAAUUCAGGAUAAUUUAAUUACACAACUCUUUUCAGCUCUUUUAAUAUCUUCCUCUUUAGUUCACGUGAUCAACAAUUGACAACUGGCUCCUGAAAUAAUCCACUUUGGUGUGGGUAUUCGUGGGAAAACACUGUGUGAAAGGCACUGUGAUUAAUAGGUUAUUUUUUAAGUUUAAAUUUUUUGAAUUAUAAACUGUUAGCCGUUCCUUAGAAUAUCAUGAUGUGUAAAGCAGAAAUACACCUCUAACCCUGUAGUCAUAUCACAAAUGUAAUCCCUUAAUCGAUAUAGUUAAGUAUACUGUAUAAUAGUUGGUAGGUACAUAUGAGCUGGUGAGUUUGUUGAAAAUUUUCCCAGAAACAUUCUAGUACAUGGCAGACAUAUCUGAGAUCAGAGUCAAGCCACUUCUAAAUAUAAGUCGGUGAUUUAACAAUUCCAUCAAAUUUGAGCAGGUGAUGUAAUGCUGGACCGCUUCAUUUUUGUUUUAUGAAUUGAUUUUAUAGAAGAAAAUUCCCAGCCAUUUUCUUAGCAUUAUAUUGGGAGAAGGCUGUUGCUUCACAAAAGGUUGCAUGUGCUUAGUCAUUAGCUAAUAGCAGCCAAUUGCAGUUGUAUCACUGUUCACUCUUGGGUGGUGCUGUCUGCCAGAAAGUGUUUGCCAAAUUAGCAAAUGAUAAAAAGCUGUUGCUGCUUUUGUACUGAUGGAGUUUGAAAGAAAAGUUAUCCAUUUGUCCAAACCUAAGGCUUUCAAUUUAAAUCUUCAAAUUUGAAAAUGACUGCAUUUUUCUAGGAAACCGUAAGAUGUUACAGAAGCAAAUGUGACUUGAGGCCAGUCAAGUUUUAAAAUAGAAUUUCUCUGGCUCCCACAUGUGAACAGAUGUUUUCUCAUAGUUUUACAUGAACCUCUGUUGGUUGAAACAUUUCUACACAAGGUCUUCAAAAAUUUCAAUAUUAGUUGUAUUUCAGUGCCAUUAUGCCAGUGAUUAUAAUUUGUUUUGAUUAUACUGCAUUGUUUCUUUAUGAAUUUCUUGAGCUGUAUGUUAUCCCAAUAGCAGAUGUUCCACAUGUGUAAAUUGCCAUUCACUACAUGAAGUGCAAAUAAUGAAGAAUCCACCAAGUGAAGGAUUUGGCAAAUCAUCUUUAAAGAUGAAGUUACUUUGAGAAACUUGACCAUUUGCAGAAUGUUUAAUUAAAACUAAGUAAUAUAUUUUAAGAUGUGUAUAAAAUUGUAUUUUUAAUUUUGUACAUUUGUUUUAAUUUAGACCUGCAGAUACAAUAUUGCUUUGUUUCUAAUGCCAGGGAUACAGUAACUACACAAUUUUACUGUGUUCCAGUCUUAACCCACAUUCUUGCUUUGCUCUAUUUACCUUUUGUAGGCAAUAUUUGCCUGCCAAAUGAAAAUUUCUGCAUGUCUUGUUGUAGUUGGGCCAUUUGGGUGGUCUGAAUUCAGUGUGCAAUAAUGAAUUAUGAGUCCACGGACUAAAUGCACUAUGCAUCGAAAUUAAAUAAAGAUUCUUAUUAAACUGUCAUUGUACUUCACAUAAUCAAAUUAACAUUGUGAAGGACUGGCUUGCUAUGUUUUAUUUAAUAAAUUCUUCAUUCUAGCUA
Messenger RNA from Pristis pectinata (smalltooth sawfish), 6061 nucleotides. RefSeq names its product testis expressed 2 (gene tex2). The record is from RefSeq and is a predicted model, not a curated record. Bases 344 to 3733 code for a protein of 1129 amino acids. NCBI's taxonomy places the organism in Eukaryota, Metazoa, Chordata, Chondrichthyes, Rhinopristiformes, Pristidae. The transcript has 12 exons. Gene Ontology annotation, cellular component: endoplasmic reticulum. Gene Ontology annotation, molecular function: lipid binding.